This is a messenger RNA of Sordaria macrospora k-hell, 3003 nucleotides long. RefSeq lists its product as uncharacterized. Gene Ontology annotation, molecular function: zinc ion binding; ubiquitin protein ligase activity; ubiquitin conjugating enzyme binding. Gene Ontology annotation, biological process: positive regulation of proteasomal ubiquitin-dependent protein catabolic process; protein polyubiquitination; ubiquitin-dependent protein catabolic process. NCBI's taxonomy places the organism in Eukaryota, Fungi, Ascomycota, Sordariomycetes, Sordariales, Sordariaceae. Gene Ontology annotation, cellular component: cytoplasm; ubiquitin ligase complex. The record is from RefSeq and is a predicted model, not a curated record.
AUGGCGCCUAGCAAGGAAUCAAAGCGGGGCUUGAAAACCCCAGAAAGCAACAACAACAAUAACAAUAAUAGCAAUACGUCGACUACCAACGGAGUAGCAGGCGGCCAUGCCAGCAGAGAGUCUCGCCAUACCGGCCUGUUCCUGCCUCUCUUCGGAUUACGCCUUUCCCCCGGCAAGCGCCGUCAGAUCGAGGCCGAGAAGGAUCGUCUGCUGAAGGAUCGUAGACAGUCGGAGCUUGAUCGAUACCACCUACGUCGCGGACGGGCGCCGCCCCUACCGUCAACCGUGGACGUCGAGCUGAAGCCUUUGGAUGAUCGACAACCGAACUUGAAGUUCAGUGUUUGGCCUGGUUCUACAGUUGCUAAGCUCGAACAGCUCAUCCGACGCCGUUAUCAAGACAAGGGCCACCCCAUCGCUACGGCUGCUCACUUCACUUUCUAUGUGGACGGCAAAGUACUCAAUUUCGAACAUGUGCUCGUUCCCUCGUCUUCCAAGAUCUGGUACCGCAUGUCCAGAUCUUCUGCCGAGGUUGACCAGUGGAAAUUCAGCCAGUACAAGGAUGCGAACAACCAGCCAAUUCCCCCAGAGCUCGCGACUCAACUCGUCCAGGCAAUCGAUAUAGGCGCCACGGUAGGCGAGUUGAGACGCAAAAUUGCGACGUUCAUGUCCAUCUCUGAUCCGGACAGGGUGUUGCUGGUGGCUCGAGGCGGAACACGACCUGGUCAGUUGCAAGGAGACAGCUGGGUGGUCUCAGAAGUCAAGAAACACUGGCUUUGCUGUUGGAUUAGUUAUCACAUUGCGCGGACGAACGCAUAUGCUGUGAUUAACGGCCUCGGAAGGCGUUACGUCUAUCAUCCAGAGUCGCAUUACUUCUAUGACGGAAUGAGUGUUCGGCGCUGGCAGCAUCACCUUGAUUCUCGCCUAUUUCGGAACGUUCGCUCACGGGGGAAGACCGGUUUUAACGCCCACUGGUCAGAACUUAUUUUGACGCUCAACGAUACGCGUGUCAGUAAGACUACACGCAUGUGUUGGGGAAAGACGUACGAGCUCGAACUUCCUAUCCAGGCAGCCAAGAUCUUCUCGACCGAGGAAGCAUGGCUCCUACCCGACGAAACCUGUAGCGUCUGCCUUGACAACAAAAAUCUGAGCGUCAUGGCCUACGAGAUUACAUCUGGAUGCGCCCACAAACCAACGAUUUGCAGCGCCUGCUUGGGCCAAUGGAUCGCCUCGGAGCUGGAGACCAAGAUGUGGGAUCGGAUUAAGUGUCCGGAGUGCCCCAAACCCCUUCAGUUCGCAGAUGUCAAGAGAAACGCAUCAAAAAGCAUUUUUCAACGGUACGAUGAGCUGGCUACCCGAGCAGCCCUCGGAAACAUUCCAAACUUUCGAUGGUGUAAAUCGGCCAAGUGUAGCUCCGGCCAGAUUGACGAUGUCAGAUGUGUGCGCUUCAAGUGCAAGGCCUGCAAGACAUCACAUUGCAUUAAGCACGACGUACCCUGGCACUCUGGCGAAACCUGCGAGGAGUAUGACAAGCGUAACGUUCAAAAGAAGAAGGACGAGAGGGCAUCCGAGGCAGAGAUCAUCAAGUCUAGCAAAAAGUGCCCGUCGUGCAACAAGGCCGUCCACAAGUUUUCUGGUUGCAACCACAUCACUUGUAUCUGCUCCCACGAAUGGUGCUACAUAUGCCUAGCCCCCUUCCAACGAAACGAACAUGGCUUUCUCUACUGUCGUCACAAACCCGAGUGUACGGAGCGAGAUCCCUUUGUCGACCUGAUAGACCCUCAGAAUGCGAACGCCGACCCCCGGAAUUUUUUCGAAGCCGCCAACCACGGUUUACUCCCGCCGCAGUUUCUUAGAAACCGCCUCAGAGUCGUCCGCGGCAGAGCUGCCCGACAUCAUCCUGGGGCCGAAGCCAACGAACCAGGCCAGGAGCAAGUAGGUCGCAAUCCUGGUCGCCUUCACCCCGACAUGUUUCUCCCUCCUUGGAUGCAAGGAGUGGACCGAGGGAUGUUUAUGGGUGUUGCUGGUAUUGCGGAUCAUGUUGCAAACGGCAAUGGCAACGGUAACGGUAACGUUCGUGACCCUAUGCACGAUCUGAGCUUCAGUGCCAUGAUCCUCGCCUCUCCAGAUAUGUGGGCGGCGUUUGUUGCCCAUGAAUGGAUGCGCAGAACUGGCCAUACUCAUCUGCCCCCUCCUGGGCCUGCAGAAGCCCGCGAAAACGAUAUCGAGGAUGUAUUUUCUGAAGUCCUGGAGGAAACGUGGUUCGACAUUGUGGAGGAGGGUGAAGCAAUGGAAGAAGAAGCUGGUGGACCGAUAGUCUUUGGCCCACAUCCACCUCCGGCUCUGUUCCAUUGGGAGGCUGAUCACGACGUGCCGCCAGUCUUCCCAAAUGGGUUUCUCCCUGCUCAUGAAGAGUAUCAGGUAGAUGACCUCCUCUGGGAUGGUGCCUUUAUUAUUCUCCCCCGCGGCCCAGUCCCUGAGCCACGCGACGUCGAUGAUUCACACGGCGCUUUCUGGGCUCCUCCCCCAGUAAUCCCUCGUGCACACCAUUUCCCCACCAGAGGACAUCGGACACACGACGAAGACGAACUCUUCAUGCAAAUGCUAGAAGAUGGUACAGCCGAACACCAACCUCUUGAUCCCCUCGACAAUCUCUUACUGGAUCGCCCCCCGUGGGUUCCUGACCCCCUUCAACCUCCUCCACCUCCUCCGGCGACGAUCCGCGACGUGGAGAGAAUGGUCAAUACAGAACCUCCUCUUCCUACUCCGGGCUGGGAAACUGUCCUGACCCUCCUUCGACCUUGGUUUCACGAAGCACCGUGGAGGUUGGAGCCCGCGACGAACAUCCCCGAGCACAUUGUCGGGCGAGAGGAUCUAGAUGAGUGGGUCGAUAAUGCUGUGGACGUCCUGAUUAGGCGUAACAGGACUAUACUGCAGCUUAUUAACUUUGAUAUCCGUCAAGCAAUGGCUGCUGCAGUGGAAGAACCUCGAGCAGGGGUUGUUUGA